AUGCGUAACUCAGCUAUGAUAUCAAAUGAAAAACAGGAUGAUAAAAUAGCAAGAGCAAAAGAGGAAGUUAAUUUUCUAAGUCAGUCAUAUAUAAUUAUACCUUCACCUAAGAGUUUUUGUUCUGCCACUAUCAAAAGUUCUUUGAUAUUAGCAUCAUUAUUCAAAGCUGCAUCCCAUAAAGGUUGUCUUAAAGCAAACAAUUCUU
Funneliformis mosseae is the source of this 205-nucleotide messenger RNA. NCBI's taxonomy places the organism in Eukaryota, Fungi, Glomeromycota, Glomeromycetes, Glomerales, Glomeraceae. The record is from the annotation of a GenBank genome assembly.